CCGGCGUCCCUCAGUCCGUGCGGUCGCGUUCGGUACUCGCAUUCGAUCCGCUGAAUCACGUGCGUCCUCGGCAAAGGGUGAGAGAGAAUAAAGCAGGCGAUGUCGACAUUAAUGCUCCUCGAACGCGUCACUGCAGCAUCAUCGAAUCGCCCUCGAGAUGUGUGAAACUCCUCCAGGAUUACCGCUACAGCUGGAUCCAUGAUUGUGGCAAAAUGGUGGAUUGGCAAAAGGCACUUCUAAUGGUGUUAUUGGCGUUCCUGAUCUAUCCAAACGAUAUUUUUGGCGGCGCUUUUCAACCCGAAUUCUCCGGCCCUAUCACCAAUCUAACCGUGCCACUCGGGAGGGACGCCACUUUCACGUGUCUGGUGAAACAUCUAGGAGGUUACAGGGUCGGUUGGGUAAAGGCGGACACGAAGGCGAUUCAGGCGAUACACGACCACGUGAUCACGCACAACCAGAGGGUCUCCGUGUCCCAUAGCGACCACUCUAUAUGGAACCUGCAUAUCAAGGGCGUCCAGAAAGAGGACGGUGGCCUCUAUAUGUGUCAAAUCAAUACGGAUCCCAUGAAGAGUCAGACAGGUAUGCUGUCUAUCGUUGUGCCACCUGAUUUCGAUCCGGAAGCUACGUCGAGCGAUAUGAUGGUGGGCGAAGGCGGCCAGGUGAAGUUAACGUGCCGAGCGAGAGGCGUACCCGAGCCGCGCGUAUCCUGGCGCCGGGAAGACGGCAGGAACAUUAUAAUUCGGGAGCCAUUUGCAGGAAGCGCCCCGAACCAGAAGUCUCAAGCAAAUCACGUAACCGAAUAUCUCGGCGAAGAGCUGAAGCUGACGAAGAUCUCGAGGAACGAGAUGGGAGUUUAUCUGUGCAUCGCCAGUAACGGAGUUCCGCCCGCAGUCAGCAAACGUAUUUAUAUCAACGUUCAUUUUCCGCCAGUGAUUCACGUACCCAAUCAGCUAGUUGGCGCGCCCUUGGGGACCGACGUGGUCCUGGAAUGCUUCGUCGAGGCGUCCCCCAUGUCUAUUAACUAUUGGGUCAAGGAUCCAAAGGGUGCAAUGAUAAUAUCCAGCGUCAGGCACGACGUCCAGGCGAUGCCGAAGUCACCGUUCGAGGUCCGGAUGAUCCUCACGAUCCGGAACUUGCAGAAAAACGACGUGGGAACGUACAAGUGCGCGGCCAAAAAUUCCCUCGGCGAGGUCGAGAGUAGUAUUCGAUUAUACGAAAUUUCGGGACCGGCAAAGACGCAGACACCACCGUGGCCGCCGCUCUACGACGAAGAAGACGAGGCGAUGUUCGGUUCGGCGGAGAUGGACAAGACGGAGAACAAGCCACUGGCGGUGGAUAACACGGUCCACGGACACGUGGGUUAUCCAUCGCUCGUCACGCCGUCCUCCACGAUCCGCGUCGGCAAGAAACGACCGAUAAACGCCAGUUCGGGCACUGAUCCUUAUCCACAACGGCUCUACGUCCUAGUAACGUCGCUGUUGUCGCUUCUAAUCGUUCGCCGAAGAUGGUGAUGGUGAUGAGAAACGGAAAAGAGCCGAGGAAUUCUGAAAAACUUGGUCGAGGCACUCGUCGUCAGUGCUCGCGAUCGCACACGUUGCGAUUCUCGUAAUGCGAUCUCUCGCAACGGCAUAAUUCACUUUCGGAGAAGAAGCGUUGUUACAUAUGAUCCAUGACCAUAGACUCGAAGUUGUUUGUAUAGAAAACUGCCGCGGAAAAAAGAAAAUAGAAUAGAUAUUUGAGAAAAUUCGGUGCUGUGUUCUCCAAACGUACUAUAUUUUAAUUUUGACUAAUCAGUGCGAAGAAGCCGCUGCUACGCCCGGUAGUCAAGUCUCCGCGCGAGGUAAAAGCCCGCAAGCUUUAAUCUUCAUUGGCUAUUCAGCAGCUUGCUCGGCUCUGUACAGCAAAAACAACUUCGAAUGGGCUUAAGUCGCCGCCGCCGACGACGACGUAUCGUCUUCCCUGAGUGGCUUAUUCGUAAUUCGUAGACCUAAUCAAUGCAUCGGAAGCUCGCGGAAGGGAUGAACCAAGUGGGACUGUAGACGGGAACGUGCAUUGCAGGGUAUAUUGAUCGUGAUACUUGGAUCGGAAAAUCGAUCGGUGGAGUGCUAAGUUAAUUAAAUUCAGGGAUCGAAUACAAUUUAGUACAAUUUAACUCGGUUCUGCUUUCGAUAUUGUCACAGUAUUACAAUAGUGCCCUAGAAUUUUACUCCAACGUACGUGAUCUUACACGCAGGCUAUCACCGUUUCAUCUAAUCUCAGCAGUGAUUUAUUAAAAUGGAUCCUCAAUAUUAAUUAAGAGCUAAAUGAUUUUUGUGUAAAAUAUCAACUACUCUACGUGGAGGCAUACGCGAUAUCAAAUCAAAUUGCGGGUUCUCGAUUAGAUCGAAACGUUAUCAGAAAGAGAGAGAAAUAACGGAUGUAAAAGGUAAGGGAGAAGGCGAGGAAGCGAUAGAGGCUGAAAUUGAACAGACAGGCAAAGUCAACGAUAAGGAGAAGAACAUAGCUCGAAAUGAAGAUAAAUCUUGGAAUAAUAUUCGCGCGGAUCGAAGAGUCAGAUGCGUAAACUUCUCAGUUUCGGCGGCAAUAAAUCUGCGUGAUAUGUACAUAUUUACGUGUAUUAUAUACAGGCACGCUCGCACGUGUAUAUGUGUGCAUACGUCAGGGUAAAUUAAACACAUUCGUGCCACUUUUUUCCCCCAGCUCCCCGCUGCGCUCUCCGAUCGCGUGCGAGCGGCGAGGCGUUCCGUAGAUAGCCCUUUACGAUUACGCCUGUGUAAUAGGAUAUGUAUCGCGAGUUUAAACGAGUAUUGAAAGCUUUAAAGGAGUUCGAGCCGGAAGUAGCAAGACGCCGUGUCUCGCGCGCCCGUCUUGGCGGACGUCCUCGAUCUCUUGCGAAUCGAUCGCGGACGAGCGGCCGCCCCCUGCACCCUCCCACUCGCCCCCAAGUUGUUCGCCACACACGCCUCGAUCACGGACGUGCGAUCAUACCCGUCCCCUUUCGCAAACUUUCUUUUCUUUUCCACAAGGUUACCGUUCACUCGGGGGAGUUUUUUUACAGCGCUCUCGGUUAGCAGCUCUCGACAGCGAAACUCUUCAGUCAACACGGAAUUAAGUAUGUCUUUGGAGAAACAUUUAGUGCUCUACUUUUUGAAUGCGAUUCUCUGUACCAAAAUGCUCCCCGAUAACAGUGGAGAGUCGUUUUCAAUGAUUGUUCACUCGAGGGUUUUGCUUUUGAGUACUCUCGAUAUUAGAACUUUCUUUCGGUUAAAAUAAAAUUGGAUGAUAUCCAUCGGGUAUUUACUUGAAAACUUUAACAGCAACUGUCGAUCGCGAAUUUAACACAAACUUGAAAGCGAUGCUGAACAAAGCUCGAUUCUUGAAAGUUACAUUUUCUAAAAGUGGAAACUAAAAAAAAAAAAUAAUAAUAAAAAUUUAAAAAGCACAUUUUUUUAUAAAAGAAAGAAAUGCUGACGAUUUUGACAAGUAACCCGAUUGAAUAAUACAUUUCCGGAUACUGUUUAAAUAAAUAAAAUCAGCAUCGGUCAAGCACAGUUAUUUUUGAUUCUCUUGAUCGAUUUAACGACGAGACAGUGAACUCGUAUUUUGCAUUCGACAAAUUAAUAUAACAAAUAAUAAUUUUAUAUAAUGCAUUUGACAUUUUUAUGAUCCUUUAUAAGUCUAAUUCCUUUAUAAAAUCUUUUCAAAAAGGAUAUAAAUCUAAAACGAUGUUAAACUAAUUUUAAUUUUUUAUAAUCAAUGUAAAAUUUGUUAAACUAAUUUUAUUUGUAUAAUCGAUGUAAAAUAAAAUUGUCCUUAAAAGGAUGUAAAAUUACGAACUAAUGUCUAAAAUUAGCAUUUUUAAUUAGAGUUAAAAUAUGUAAAAGAGAUAUUUAAAACGAUAAAAAUGCUUCACAAAAAACCUAUGUGCAUAAAUCACGAGCUGUAAUGAGACUUAUAGGAGCAAUUCAAUCAAAAUGUGAUAAGCCAAUAAAAAUUUUUGCUGAUCGCGCGUCCAAUGGUCAGGAAGUGAUAUCUGAUUAGUUUCUGGUGUGAGCUAAACAACUUAUAAGUGUUCGAUAGAUCAAUGACGAUCGUUUCCUGGCGCGAAUCGCUUCGAGCGAAUAUGCAGAAUGUGCGAAAGAGUGUGAGAAACAGACUAAAGAAAAAAAAAAGAGUGAGUGAGAGAGAGAACGAUACUAAUUAUAUUUUUAUAUUUCCACCGUAACGUGCUUACGUUCCGUAUCGAUAGACUUUUAAUUACCGUCAAAGUUUUGUUCAGCUAUUUCAACCGUUGCUAUCGUGACAUUCGGUUUCCGCGGUAAUUUCUUUAAUUAUAUUUGACGUUAUAAACAACAAACGUCGUGACGUAAUGGCGCGUCCAGAUUGGCCGAUUCCGCUUUCGGAUCUCCAUACUGUUUUCAGAUGAAAAUUCACAAAGUGGAUCUAAUACAAUCGUGGAAAGAUAACAAAAUCGAUCGCAUCGAUUCCCACGCACCGCUCUCGCUACGACAGUUUUGUAUUCACUAAAUAAAUCGGGCGUCCCCGUGGGUGCUUGGUUUUGAAGUUUUAUGGCAACUGAAAUUGCAUCUCGUUACGCUUCGCGGUUCGUUUUCGGUACUCGCCGACAGCUCUCUCGCAGGAGCGUCAUACGUGCCCAAUUUCCAUUAAAAUCCAUUUUCAUGUAUGUCUCAAUCGAUUUGCCCUUCAUGAUUGGUUCGCCCACGCCUAAUUCCUUUUAAAUACAGAUCAAACUUUUUUUCACGUAGUACACGAUGGGAGUUAAUCCUUUUACUAUCAUACUUAAAUUCAAAAGGUAAAGACCGUAAUGAAGUUUUUAUAUUGCGGAUAGUUUGCAGUUUCAAAGUAAUAUUGACGUUAAAAAAAAGAGAGAGAGAAGUUUUAAUGGUGAAAUGGUUAUAAAGCGUUCGCUGGCGUUGUUGCAAAAUGCAUGACAAAAUGGAGAUACGUUAAAUGAUAUUUUAGAAGAACCGUUACUUUAUAUUCUCGGUAUCGUGUAUUGUACAUUCACGUAUUGCUCCGCUGAAACAUCGCGUCUGAUAAAUUUGUCUCUUGCAACGUUUUUCUCGGGAGCCCUUCAAUUAACCAAUGGCCCAUUUCGCGUUCGAUAUAAUAUGCGACGUGCCACAUUCGUCACUGCAAUCUACGUCGAAAUGGCCGGUCGCAAAAAAAAACCCGGUUAGCGAAGCGUCCUCAAGCGUCCUCACGAGAGCCAAUGAAUGGUCGCUCUCCCGGUGACCGAAAAAAAAACCCUCGAGAAAAAAAAUCGCGACGCUUUUUCCCCCGACGGGCCAAAUCGCACUCGUUUGCGACACGCAGCCGUAACCUGUGAGGCCGCGGAUGAGCGUGUUCCCUCUUAUUUCGUCGGAGGGAAUCCUCGUUCCAGAACGAUUAUCGUCCCUCUCUCUCUCUCUCUCUCUCUCUCUCUAUCUCUCUCUCUUUUAUUCUUCGGCGGCGCGGGAAACGACGGAAAGACGGGCCGCCUCUCUCGGUCACUGUGAGAAAUUAUAAGGGUGAAUUCGCCUUUAAGGACUAGAGGAAGAAGAUCUUAGUUCCUCCAUAAAUAAACACAACUGCCCGCGCAGCUGGCGCGGACGUAAUUCAUCGUGAAUUAAUUUAAGGGCCACCUCUCUCUCCUUCGCAGCCUCCUCCCGCCGUUCCACGUUUUCAUUAGAAGGCCCGCCGCCGCGCCGCGCCGUACCGAGGCCGCCAUUUGGCGGCUCUCGCUUUUAUGCUGAUUUUAUUUCUCUUCUUUCGCGAACUCGGGCAUCCACGGAGCAAUUGUGCGGUAUUAUUAUCCACCGCGAGUGUCGGGGUGGCACGAACGACCAUGUGACAUACGGCCCAUCGAACCAUCGGGCGAGAGCCAAAAUAAAGAAGACUUCAAGGUUCUGCCUUUCCUUCGUCCUCGUCUUCUUAUCACCAUCUCCGUUCUCAUCGUUGAUAUCGUCAUGGUGCCUGAAGAUGUCAACGACUUCAUAUGACUUCCAAACGAGCUUACCGUUCCGUUUGGACUACAUUGCGUAGUCGUCUUUAUAAAGUUACAGUUGCAAUUGCAUCACCUCGCACUGGCCCCCCCAAGCCGUUUCUCUCUUUCUCUCUCUCUCUCUCUCUGGCUGUGGCUGCUCGUAGAUUUCUGCUCCUCUCCCCCUCGGCCGUUCGCUUAAUCUCCGUCGGUUACGCUUAUUAAAGUCCCGAGAGGUACGACGUGUAAGCCCGUCGAGGCGAUAUACACGGGGGACGCAGAUAGUUACGUAUGCGCGCUGGUUGCACGACUGUUGGUUUAUCGCGCGCUCGCAGUCGGUGCUUUUCCCCCGUUUCGACGUGCCAGACGAAGGAUAUAGUUUGAGAAGUGAACACUUCAACACGUCGCAACGAGAACGAUCAAUGUAAUUCCGCGACUCGUCGCAAAGGGACAAAUGCGUUAUUUACGCGUAAACGCGUAGCGUUUCCUCCGUUUUUGUCUGAUUUGUGAAAUGACAUCGUUUGUAACCACGGUAGCCAUAGUAAGGCCAUGGUGCAAAAAUAAUUACCUCUAAAUUACAUCGCGCGCACGUUGAUUAAUUAUUUUUGAUUCAAAAUUAACGAAUAAAUGAUUCAUGAAUCGAUAUUCGUCAAUUGUCGCGUCUUUCUACAAUUCCAGUAUCUAUAAUGAUUUUAAACGUCAGUUCUUCUUCACCUUGAGACGUUUCAACGUUGAUAUAUUUUGGCACUUUAACUGCCAGACGAUUUGGGAUUUUUCUACGACACGAUCGAACAGCUUCGAGAAGUUUGUUUUAUGAGUCUUAAGUGGGUCGAUUGAACUGGUAUAAAGUUUUAAGAGUUUUGGAGAAGGAGAAUUAGCCAACUUCCUUUUAUCUGCGUGAAUUAUCGCCUCCGUGGAUCGUCCCUUUUGGCAUUUACGUUGACAUUGUGUGAAAUAAUGCUAUGCUUUUUAUCCUUCCGUUCUUACGACAUUGUACGAUAUGAAUAUUUCGCGACGCAAAUUUCAUCUAUUGUACUUUUCUUUAUUUCAAUUAUGCGAUACUAUCGAACGAACGAAUUUUUUUCGUACAAAAUGUCGAUGUACUAUACGAUUCCUGAACUUUCUUCGUCUCUUUUUUUUGUCACGGUAUACCCAUGCUUAUCUUUUUCAUGGCUUCUCUUUUAUUUACUUUAGUUUUCGCAACGUGGCUUGUUGUAGUCGUUAGUUUUUCUUUGCGCUUAUUGAGUCGUAAAUAACAUAUCUUCCUUAUCGAACGAAAACACCGUUGCAAAAAAAAACCUAUCCAAAUACCUGUUCUAGAAUUUUUCGCUCUUCGUGCAGUAGUUUUCACAAUCGAGUUUCGAGGCUGUGUUAACUUAUACUCACAUAUAUACGCUCAUACACACACACACACAUAAAACAUAACUAGGUUCAAAAUAUUUUCAGUUCAUAUCAUUGACAUAUACCAUAAUAUCUAACAAAAAACAAAAUAGCAAGAAUUAGAUGUUAUCAAUUUAUGAUAAAAAUAUGAUUUUUUGCAACAGGGAAAAUUUUCUUUCGCAUAAAUUGGCAAAUGCGGAUUCAAAAAUAAAGUAAUCUUGAGAAAAUAAAGAUCGAAUAAGGCAACUGUAUUGAAGUGCAAUGAUCACUUUUAAAAUGUAUAUCUAUUCUUUCAAUCUUCGAUCGUACGGAUAAUCGGAUUCUCAUUAGUAUUGGGAUACAAUUCUCUCGAGAAAAAAAAUCCAUAAAAUGUAUUAUGGAUGUAGCAUGGAAAAAACGUUCUCGCGCGAGAGCUGCCGAUGAAUUUUCUGCGUAGCGGGAUACAGUGCCGCGAAAUCCCUAAUGUCGCGUCCGCCGUGGAGACGAUCACUGGCGGUUAUCUACGUGUCACUCGGCGAGUCCUACGGCGGCUCAUUCCUCCUUUCGCGCUUCCAAAUACUCCUUCAGACUGCAAUAUCAGACAAUACAAGAAAACGAAACUUCGAAUACUUGGAAAACUGUUAGCGGUGUGCAUGAUGCGAAGGAUGAUUUCACAACUCUUUAAGGAAUAUCUAAACUCUCCCCUCCCCACCCCUUCUCUUCCAACGCCGCUGAGCUUUAGAUCGUAAAGCCAUAUUUUAUUAACAUCAGAAGAGUCGAGAUAAAGUAAUAUUUUUUUUAUUUGAUUCAAUAGACUGUCUUCGAUUAUCGAUCUAUUACAUAUCUUCAGAGUACAGACAUAUCCUCGAUCAUAUUAAAACACAAAAUGGAAAAAUGUUAUCUUAAGGUAAGUAAUUAACUUAGACUAUCAAAGGGGCCUUGAUCCGGCAAUCAAUCACGUAUACUAUCAAUGUUUUAUUUAUCUACAAACUUGAAUCUUGUAGUCGUUUAAAAGCUUUAUAUUUCUACCUUUUUAAAUAAAAAUUUUCCUUCAAUUAUGCUUUCCUCUUUCUUUAAUAAAGAGUUUCGAGAAGUGUUCUCUUAGAAAUGAAAAUUUAUUAAAUCUAAAAAGAAAAAAAAAAUUGUAGUAAACAAGGCGUGUCUUUUUCAAUCUACGGUCGUAGAUACAGAAGUCUCGAUUCUUCUGAUGUUAAUCACGAGGUAACAAUCCUGUUGCGUUUUAAUCGAUAUGAUGUAUUAUAUACUUUUUGUAAGAUAAUAAAAAAUCGAAUACACGGUUAAAAAGCGUUCCUUGGUUAGAUUUAUGUAAGUCCCAGUAAGUCGAGAUGCGUCCCGGAAUCUUCUUGUUCCUGACGGAGAAUAUCUCGCGAGACGGAAAUGUGCUUUAAGAAUUCUUCGGAACACGAAACGUGCUUACACGCUUGUCGAUGAGUGUUCAAGAAGCUAAUUAAACGAAUUGCAUUGUCUUCGUUUACGAGCGCAAUCGAUUCGAUUUGUACAUUAAGAGAAGAGGUUGCAACCCCUGCGUUGUCAAAUGGGACAAUCGUUCCGUAUCCGAACGAGCUCGGAUGUAUUAUGCGAGUAUUAUCUCGAGAUAAUGAGAUGCUGCUUGUGUAAAGGUAAGUUCGACCGUCGAUGAUGUAUACCAAACCUAAAUGCUAUCUUCCUGUAUAAAUAAUAAUCGCGAAGUCGCAGUAGUGUUCGAUGAUAUUUCGACGACGUCGCUCUCCGACGCGCGAUGCAUAGUAUUCGCGUAAAUUUUGUACGUACGUGCAAUCGAUCACUUUGAUGAGUGGAGACUAAUUAAAAAUGUGGACGACGAGCGGAAAUGGAUUGUAUAAAUAUAGUCGUGUGAGAAGGUAGUGGAGAAUAAUUCUGUAAAUAAUUGUGAACAAAAAAAAAUACUGUAACCAAGUAUCACGGCGGAAUAAAGAUGGAGCUUCGUGUCGCAUAUGAAGCUAUCGAUAAGAUUU
This is a messenger RNA of Solenopsis invicta (red fire ant), 9336 nucleotides long. Its product is annotated as lachesin. Gene Ontology annotation, cellular component: neuron projection. Bases 213 to 1511 code for a protein of 432 amino acids. The record is from RefSeq and is a predicted model, not a curated record. The transcript has 10 exons. Lineage: Eukaryota; Metazoa; Arthropoda; Insecta; Hymenoptera; Formicidae.